This is a messenger RNA of Peronospora matthiolae, 357 nucleotides long. Lineage: Eukaryota; Oomycota; Peronosporomycetes; Peronosporales; Peronosporaceae. The record is from the annotation of a GenBank genome assembly.
AUGCCCGUCGCCGACGACGGCCUACAACGCCCCCUCAAGAACUUGAUUACUGCAUUUGAGCUCGAACGCGCGUUCCGUCGCUUACGCACUGGACGCGCAACGGGCCCGGACACCACCCCUGCCGAGUUACUCAAGUAUGGAUCAGAGCUACUAGCUCAACCCCUCGCCGACAUCAUCAAUCACGGACUCACCACAGGAGACAACAUCCACCUGGGCGACGGGAUUCUUCCCGGACUCCCCAAGCCAAACAAGCCGGCUGGCAAAUGCGCCAGCCUUCGACCCAUCAUCCUACUCAACAGCAUCCGUAAGGCGAUUUCUUUGGUGGUGAUUCGCCGCAUCCCCCUCAAGAUCGAAUAA